Molecule: messenger RNA, 1728 nt
Organism: Exophiala viscosa
Lineage: Eukaryota; Fungi; Ascomycota; Eurotiomycetes; Chaetothyriales; Herpotrichiellaceae
Exons: 2
Coding region: 257-1384 (375 amino acids)
Biological process (GO): cytoplasmic translation
Cellular component (GO): cytosol
Molecular function (GO): mRNA binding; metal ion binding
Source: RefSeq, a predicted model, not a curated record
GAAACCUCCGACGUUCAAACGCACCAUGAAAAGAUCCUGACUUCAAGCACGCCCAAUUCAAUACAGAGUCACGCCCCACGAUUUAAUCACUCUUUCAUUCAUUUACGAGUCCCGACAAGUCCACGUCAAUCCCUCUUGUUAUCAGCUCGUUUGCUUGAGGCCGCCACCUCAGACCAAGUCGCAUAAUCUAGCCCUAGAGGUCGCUCGCCAGUUAAAGUCGCCGCAGUUUUUGCACAUUUUAUUUUGUCCGCCCAUCAUGGCGCCCAAGGGAAAACAGGCUGAGCCUAAGAAGGCGAGAGCCACAGUCGAUGACAAGACCUUCGGCAUGAAAAACAAGAAGGGUGGGCAGGCACAGAGACAGAUAGCCCAGAUGCAGGCACAGGCAAAAUCGAAUAAGAGCCCCGAAGAGAAGAAAAAGGAAGCCGAGAAGGCACAGCGGCUGAAGGAGAAGGAGGCAGCUGAAAAGGCCAAAGCGGAAGCCGCCGAAUUGUUCAAACCCCUGCAAAUUCAGAAAGUGCCCUUCGGCGUGGAUCCCAAGACUGUUCUCUGUCAAUUCUUCAAGCAGGGGCACUGUGACAAAGGGAGGAAAUGCAAGUUCAGCCAUGAUCUUGAAGUGGAAAGGAAAGGGACCAAAAGGGACCUUUACCAAGACACCCGAGAAACGCAGAAAGAGGAAAAGGAAAAGGACAAGAUGGACGACUGGGAUGAAGAGAAGCUGCGACAGGUUGUAUCCAGCAAACACGGCAAUCCCAAGACAACGACGGACAAGGUUUGCAAGUUCUUCAUCCAGGCUGUUGAGGAUGGAAAAUAUGGUUGGUUUUGGACAUGCCCCAAUGGUGGCGAUAAGUGCAUGUACAGACACAGUCUGCCGCCUGGAUUCGUACUAAAGACCAAGGAGCAGCGGCGUGCCGAGAAGGAGCUUAUGGACAAGUCGCCUCUAAACACUCUCACACUAGAAGAUUUCCUGGAAUCUGAACGCCACAAAUUGACGGGUACAUUAACACCAGUAACGCCUGAAACAUUCGCCAAAUGGAAGAAAGAGCGUCUCGACAAGAAAGCUGCCGAAGAACAGGCCAGACAAGCUAAGGAAGCUACUGGCAGAGCGAUGUUUGAAAGCGGCAACUGGAAAGAUUCGGAAGAUGAGGACAGCGACGACGAUGAUGAUGUUGAUGAAGAGGAUGCUCCGGGGGCCUGGAAUCUCGAAGCCAUGCGGAAGGAGACCGAGAGGAUAAGGGCUCUGAAGGAAGAGCAACGAUUAGCAAAGGCCAACGGCGAGCCUGUACCAGAUCAAAACAGCGAUGCGGAAGGCAGUGCAGAUGGAUCUCAGGCGGGUGAUGGCGACACAGGAGACGGACAGGAAGAAAGCAGCGGCACUCAAGAAUAGUAUCGGAGGUUAGUUUUCGAAAUCAGCAUCUUUUAGCGACAAGUCCUCUGGACGGGAGGCUUCAUGGGGAGUUCGUGGGCAUAGCCAGCGAGGUCAUGAAGACGAAGAGAAUACGAGUAUGAUAUAUGCUCCUGUCUUGGAUGGAACAAUGCUAUUCUGGUUGACUGGCCAUGGGCGGCCUCCUUGGUGGUUAUGACUACAUGUCUGGAGUUGGGUACGCCCAAGCAACGUGUAUAUUCUUGACAAGGCAGUAUCGAGUUGCUGGAUGCUGUCCAUAACCGCUGUCAACCAUGAGUACAUAUCGUCGGCGCACUUACGGUCAUUAAUGUGAGGAAUCAAACUUA